Molecule: messenger RNA, 529 nt
Organism: Spodoptera frugiperda (fall armyworm)
Lineage: Eukaryota; Metazoa; Arthropoda; Insecta; Lepidoptera; Noctuidae
Exons: 4
Coding region: 77-514 (145 amino acids)
Source: RefSeq, a predicted model, not a curated record
UGUAGAUGUCAUAAUUUUAAUUUAAUUUCACUUAAAAUACCUAUAUCAUAAUGAAAGUGUACUUCUUUUUAUUUUUAUGGUACUACACACAAUAACAGCAGAAAAAGCAUUAUCGAAGCUCCGUCGGAAGUUGUUCGUGCCUAAAAUAGACGAUAAAUGUAGGAAGAUAAAGUGUCCGAGCGUGGAUGAGCCGGAGUGUGUCCGGAUGAAACGAAAUGAUCUUGGUAUCAAUGUCCAUGUCAUAGUGGUGAACAAGUGCGAGCUGUAUUAUAUGCAAUGCCAUGACAACGUGGAAGCUAAAAUCGUUCCGAUGAAGUUUUGCAGCCACAACCACGGGCCAGUCAAAAAAAUUAUGAAAGAUAAAUCACAUUCACGAGUGAAAAGGGCAGUGAAUGAGCAAGGUAGUAAGGUUUCUUUCAUUUUUACCCGACUGUGUACAAGGGUAUUGUGUUUGUCUUAUUCCAAUCAGUAUGUGAUAAUUAAAAUAUUAUUAUUUUUCAACAGAAAAUGGUAAGUGUUUUUACUGAUA